This is a messenger RNA of Biomphalaria glabrata, 1816 nucleotides long. RefSeq lists its product as uncharacterized. The transcript has 5 exons. Bases 180 to 839 code for a protein of 219 amino acids. Lineage: Eukaryota; Metazoa; Mollusca; Gastropoda; Planorbidae. The record is from RefSeq and is a predicted model, not a curated record.
CUGGUCAUGCAACCUGUUAUACGUAUACCACUGUGGACCAAAGAUUCUUGAUUCCACAUCUAGAGUCUAGAUCUAGAUCUACAUAGAUCUAGAUAUUAUAGACAAUAUAGAUAGAUCUAGACCAAGAUCUAGAAAUAAUCUAGAUCUAUCAACCGGUAACUAGAUCUAGAUCUAUAAGAAUGUCAUUUCCUAAAAAUAUAAAAAUGUUUUUAGUUUCUGUCACUGUGUUACCCCAGAAAGAAGGAAUUGAUCUUCCAAGGUUUAUUCAAAAGCUUGCUAAUCUUUUAGCAGAUUAUUCAACUGCAACCAGGGUUUUGUAUAAAUUCAAAGUCUCUGGGGAAAGUAAAAUAUUGUCUGUUAUACAAGUAUUCAAUAUUAUCGGUCUUGAACGAACAAUAGGGGGACUUUGGAGGCUUGGGGCUGUUGAUGUGGAUUGUCAACCAAUUGUCAGCUAUGAAAACUUUGCCCGCACCAUUAAAGUUUCUGAACAUUUAACAAAACCUAAUUCAAGUGGAUUAGCCAAAGAAGGACUUUACUGGCUUGAAUUUGAUGUUGAAUAUAAUGGUAAGAGUACAGAUGAACUUAUAACAAUCUGGAGAAAGGAAGCUGAAGCUGUUUUAACAGCGAGGCACAAAGAGGGAACAUCUAUAGAACUUUAUAAAGCUGUUGCCCAAAGAAAGGUCCAUGUGUUCAUUAAUGCUGCAGAUCCUGAACAAGUUGAUCUCCUAUCUCUACAGUUGCCAAUAAUGCAGGAAAAUGGUUCCAAUGUCCAGCUGAAGUGUAAAGCUUUACAGUUCUUAGAAGAUUAUACAGCUCGUAUAACUAGUGAUUCAAUUUAAUUGACUUAUAUUAUCAUUGUAUAAAAUGUGUAUCAUAUAUUUCAGAUUAUUAUCACUGUUUUAGUGGCAAUGACAUUUUUUAAUUUAAAAACUUAUUCUGUUUCUUAAUGAAAAGUUUAGAAAUUCAUUUCACUCUUCAAUGAACCUUAAAUAAAGUGAUAAUGUUGGAAGUUAUUGGAUGGCUAACAUCAUGUCAUCUACCUGACACUUGGAAAUACCCUUUCAUUGUACUGUUAGUUUAAAAGAUGCUUGUGUGAUAAAAAGAUCUUUUAGUUAUAACAUGUUUUUUUUAAUUAACAAAAUCUCUGACGAAAAUCUCUUGCAAAUAUUUUCUUUUUUUUUUUUCUUAAAUUUUGUAUUUGGCCAUUUUUAUUUACUUAUUCUGAUGAACUAGCAGUUGUUAUUGUUUAUAUUUUUGACAUUUGCUAGAUUCAUUAUAUACAAAAUAUUAACAUAGAAAAAAAUUUUGACAUUUAAAUUUUCUUUGUGUGCAUUGAGAAAACCAGUACAAAAAAAGAAAUGUCUACAAACACAUUAUUGAUAUUUCUCUUACUUUAUUCAAGUAUGGUAAUUGUUAUUUUUGUCUUAGUCAAUGUUUGUCAAAUAGCUUAGACAAAUAACUAACUUGAGAAUUUAAGUUUAAUUGUUAUUUAGUUUUGUUUCAUUUCUCUUAAUUAUUUUUGUGUUAAUUUGUUUUUGAAAUUAUGAAAUUCCAUAGAAUUAUUUAACAAGAUGACAAUUACAUUUUAAUUUUUACAUUUUGUUUGGGUUGUGAUUUGCCCCAAAUCUUACUGGAAAGACAAAUUUACACUUCAUAUAUAAGUUAAAAAAAAAUAGUUUUGAUGCUUGAUUGCACAUUACGUUAUCUUAAAUAGGGUGUAAUGAACAUGUGUAAAUAUAUAUAUUCUAUACCAAUGUAUUUUAUUAACUGAUAUUGUCAGUCUUUGUCUAUUUUUUAUUAAAAAGAUUUGAUUUUA